AUGAGUUCACGGAAUCAAAGGGAAGCGCCCUUGGAAACAAUGGCUAUCCGGGUCCAGACUGAGUCGGUAGAGACUGCGGCUCAGUCAUCAACGCCACAAGAGGAAGUGCAACAACGAAAGAAAUACAAUAUGCCAGCGGGAUUUUGUCAAUAUGUAGCGGAGAUGCAGAGAAAUAAAAGAGCUUUAAACAAAUUAAAAGUGACGACCAUGGACAACGGGUAUCGAUACGAAAUGCAAGGCGACAAAAAGGGAAGCGAAGAAGAAACACUCCGACUUUUGCGUCAUAAUUACAAUCUGCUACCUGCCAAAAGAAAGUUGGAGCUGGAAUUGAAAUACCGCAGUCAAAAAAGUUCAUCAAAACGACUAUGUAUGGAGGCGACAGAAGGCAGACUGGCUCCGGUUGAUGUGGAAGAAAUUGGAAAGUACGCGCGCAGAAGCAAUCCAUCAGAGCUUGUAUUUGCAAGCCAUACUGAGCACAAAAUGUUGAUGACUAAACUGAAUCUGUACGAUGGAAGCUGUCCACUCUGUGACUUUUUCGGCUCGGAGUUUAACGAAGGGAAGGAAUUGCCAAAAUUGACGCUUGUACAUUUGCUAGCACAUCCACAUGCCGUGUUGUAUGCAUGUCACUUUUGUCUACAUGCUUUCACUACAUCACACUUGCUGAAUGUUCACGAAUGCAAGGAAUUUCGAGACUGGAAAAACGCACAAAAGUCACUUCAACCGCCUGAGAUGGUGGAAGCUCGAGUAUUCGUGGGUUGUACCGAUUGCGGAAAGUACCUUCGUUGUCGAUCGAGUGAAAUCGAAAGUCUUCAAAAAUUUGUCGAAGAACAUUUGGUGAAUCGAAUCGUUACAAUUGUAGUCAACUUCGCUGGACACACGCCAAACAAGAAUCCAGAAGUUAUGUUCAAGACUGUGCCAUCGUUUGCAAGGCAACUCAGUAGUUCCUGUUUGCAAUGUGGGACCGAGCCAUUCACUUCUCCAGAAGAAGCUGUAGCUCAUUUUUCGGAUAUCAACAAACAUCCUGACACUCAGCAAAAAGAAUGUCAUAAAUGCAAAAGACCAUUACCAUUUGGCAUCAAUAAAAGUGAGCAUCUCUUGAAAUGUUACCAAAUUUGCGAUGAGCGCACGAAAAACUCGAUUUUGUUGGCAGAUUGGCUUUCAACAACCGCGCCGCUUUUGUGGGAUGGAGCGGUGCAAUGCGAAAUGAACGGAUCUCGUAUGCCUCAAAAUCUUGAAAAAGUGUCUCAAGAAUAUGCGGACCGUGAGCAGUCGCUAACUAUUGAACGAAUGCAAGCAAGAGAGAGGAGGGAACAAGAGGAACUAUUUCGAUUUCGAACUCAGCUGGGGAUACCCGAAGAGACUCCUAGACACGGUGUAUGGACGCAAAACUACGAGCGGUCGGUUGACCUGAGCGUUUACGGAAUUGGUGGCAAUGUGGCCGAUAAAGAUUUCAAAACUAUCCGGCUCCUCUGUGGAGUGGAGCGCGCAGCAACGAUGCUUAAAGAGCAUAUCGCACGAUUUCAGGAGGACGUCAUUUUAAAUAGCAGCUUCCACAAUAAAGUGUCUGCUGAGGAGAGGCUCGGAAAAUUGUAUCUAUGCUUGGCUUGCUACUGCUUUGUGCACGGAGAAAUGGCUUUGGCAAAUCAUCUGACAACUUGCCAACCCAAUGAAGAUCCGCGUGAUUCUGUAAAAGUUUUCACAGUACAUAUGCAUGAAAUCCAAAACGCGAGACAGGCGUAUCAUUGCUUUCAAUGCAGCUUCUACGGAUGCUCUUUGCUUUCACUUCGAGUUCAUCUUGCCACGAGGCAUCAAAUCGGAACGAAUGUUUUGCUUGAAAAAGGAGAAAGCUCAAAGGUUCGACUGACGCUUGGCAUGCAAUUCGAUCAGACGCUUGGACUCGUUAAUGGAAAAUUGCCUCGUCGAUCUCGUCAAUCACCGUAUGGAACCUCUAAUCCUACUAUGGCUUUCCAACUCGAGACGCUUUUACUCUCUGAAUCGUUAGAUGAAACAAUGGGAAAUUUAAAGGAAAAGAUAAACUCUACAUCAGCAGCAAGAUCCGAAGAACCCAUGCAAACAACGCCUAUGGAUACAUCUAUGAUCGAAGAGAUAAAUGUAGCAACCGAAAUCCAGGAGAACUUGCCGGAAGAAUUGGAACCACAAGAAGUCAUUCCAGCAACACGGUCAAAUCCAGAUAAUGAGCAAACAAGAAUUGCUGCAAACAACGAAGAAACGCUGACGGAGUCAUAUUUGGAUAUUGUUAUAGCCAAACCGAAGAACGUUACAACUGAUGAUAUCCAGAGCACAUCGUUACGCACUGAAUCUGGCGGAACUUUAGCCAAAAAUCAAACGGAAUCGCGACAAAUAGAGGACGAAUUGAUUAUAGAUCUUACCGAGGAAGAACAAAGUGUUCUGAAACGAAGAGUGUCAAUUGCUGUCAAUUUGACGUCGAUAUUGCAAGAACCGAUUCGAGAAGAAACAAAUUAUGUGGGGGCCAAAGAUAAUUCUUCAAGUGCUAAGGACGCGGAUGAUGACGAUAUAAUACUUGUGGAUGUUCCUCGAUUAAAAGAAACCAUUUCAAAGCAAAUACAAGUAGUGCGCGCACCGAGCGACGACGCUGAUUGUAUGAUUGAAGAAGUCGACACGAACGCUGUUGGACGCCCCAAAAGUUCUUCACUGCAAACGGACGUGAUGAUCAUAUUACAGUUAAACAUCGAUUGGAUGGCGGUAGCACCACCACAGUUGACGUUGAAUAUGGCAUGCCGC
Mesorhabditis belari is the source of this 2763-nucleotide messenger RNA. The record is from the annotation of a GenBank genome assembly. Lineage: Eukaryota; Metazoa; Nematoda; Chromadorea; Rhabditida; Rhabditidae.